Acipenser ruthenus (sterlet) is the source of this 4952-nucleotide messenger RNA. RefSeq lists its product as uncharacterized. Bases 4 to 3708 code for a protein of 1234 amino acids. Lineage: Eukaryota; Metazoa; Chordata; Actinopteri; Acipenseriformes; Acipenseridae. Gene Ontology annotation, cellular component: nucleus. Gene Ontology annotation, biological process: central nervous system development; regulation of transcription by RNA polymerase II. The transcript is spliced from 8 exons. Gene Ontology annotation, molecular function: RNA polymerase II cis-regulatory region sequence-specific DNA binding; DNA-binding transcription factor activity, RNA polymerase II-specific. The record is from RefSeq and is a predicted model, not a curated record.
GCCAUGGACAGUGUGAAGAUGGAAUCUGUCCAGAUUAAAGAGGAGUUCCCUGAACUUGAACUGGUCCCCAUUAGAGUGGAGUUCUCUGGGCUGGCUUCCCUCCCCAUUAAACAGGAGCUCUGUGAGAUGCAAUGUGACAGCAGCCAGCCAGAGGUCUCUGAGAUUAAAGCUGAGCACAAUGAAUUGGAGAUCCCCCAGACAGAAGAACCCCUUCCUGUGAAACAAGAAGAGGUGCUGGAAACUGUCCGUAUUAAACAGGAGCCCCCUGAAGUAGAGUUUGAGCACAUGGAACCAGUGAAGGAAGAAUCCGAGGACUUCAAACCAAACAUCCCUGAGCUGGAGCCUGUACGCCUGCGGGAGUGUAGCGUGGUGCUGGAGAGAAUCUGCGUGAGAGAGCAAGGCGCUGGAGAGGAAGGCUCUCCCAACAGCACGCAAGGAGGUGGAAAGGAAGACGGGCGCUCCCAUUCAGAAUGCAGUCUAGCAGGUUCCAGUCCAACAGCUAAAGCGAGGGCGGGCGGUGGAGAAUAUCCUGACUGUGGGAAAGGUUUCACCCAGUUAGAGCAUUUUAAAACAUACCAGCAAAGUCACACAGGAAAGAAACAGUAUUGCUGCUCUGACUGUGGGAUGAGUUUCAGAGAUUCAGGAACCCUGAAAACACACCAGCGAAUUCAUACAGGCGAGAAACCGUAUUGCUGCUCUGACUGUGGGAAGAGUUUCAGUCGCUCAGGAAACCUGAAAACACACCAGCGAAUUCACACAGGAGACAAACCGUAUCGCUGCUCUGAUUGUGGGAAGAGUUUCAGUCAGUCAGGAACCCUGAAAACACACCAGCAAACUCACAGAGAGAAACUGUAUUGCUGCUCUGACUGUGGCAAGAGUUUCAGUCACUCAGGAAACCUGAAAACACACCAGCGAACUCACACAGGAGAGAAACCGUAUCGCUGUUCUGACUGUGGGAAGAGUUUCAGUCAGUCAGGAACCCUGAAAGCACACCAGCGAACUCAUACAGGAGAGAAACCUUAUCAUUGCUUUGAUUGUGGGAAGAGUUUCAGUUUUUCAGGCGACCUAAAAAAACACCAGCGAAUUCACACAGGAGAGAAACCGUAUCGCUGCUCUGACUGUGGGAAGAUUUUCAGUCAGUCAGGAGACAUGAAACAUCACCAGCGAAUUCACACAGGAGAGAAACCGUAUCGCUGCUCUGACUGUGGGAAGAGUUUCCGUGUUAAAAACAAACUUAAAAUACAUCAGCGAAUUCACAGCAUGGGCGGAGGUAGGAGGUGGCAGUGGGGGGUGACAUUUCCCCUCCAAACUGUCCACAUGUCACCAAAUGACAAACGUUUUCAGUUGCACGUGGUGCGGACGGUGCUCGGUGCCCAGCACCUCAGUGCUGCAAUGCACCAUCCGCGCACGGUGCUUAUUGCUGUGGCACAGUGCUUGGUCACUCGGCAGCAAGUUCCUGCGGUACCAAUACAGGUCCCGGCCCCGCUGCUACCUGCACCAGCCCCGGCCACUGAGCCUCCCACGGGAGCCCAAGCCGAACCUGAAUCGCAGCCAUUGAUGGCGGAGGAGGACACGCUAGCAUUAGCGGCCUCCUGGGAUGACUCCUUCCCCACUGAGAUGGAGGAAGAAAGGGAACUAGCGCCGUCGAGAACCCAGCUCAGAGCUGUGGAGGAGGUCAUACAGCGCUCCCUGCGGCAGCACGAGGCAUCUCGGCAGGUGGACGCUCUGCUCCCUCCCCGCGGCCCGGAGCAUGGUAGGUUAAGCCAUUGGCAAGAACAGUCCGCAGACGUCACAGUGGUGACUCCACCCUCGGGUGUGGAGCUCAUUUGGGAACGAUUCGGGAAGGCACAGGUCGAUCUCUUCACCCCUGUGGGUAAUCAGCAGAGUGAAUCCUUGCAGGGGAGAUUCUUUGCUCUUGUCCAGAUAUUGAAGGUCCAGGCUGACGAGAAGUUUGCUGGUUUAGUUGGGGCUUGGUUCAGACUUCUUUUUCUAAACAGAAUCCUGUGUGCUGCCAUGGACAGUGUGAAGAUGGAAUCUGUCCAGAUUAAAGAGGAGUUCCCUGAACUUGAACCUGUCCCCAUUAGAGUGGAGUUCUCUGGGCUGGCUUCCCUCCCCAUUAAACAGGAGCUUUGUGAGAUACAAUUUGACAGCAGUCCGCUAGAGGUCUCUGAGAUUAAAGCUGAGCACAAUGAAUUGGAGAUCCCUCAGACAGAAGAACCCCUUCCUGUUAUACAAGAGGAGGUGCUGGAAACUGUCUGUAUUAAACAGGAGCCCCCUGAAGUAGAGUUUGAGCACAUGGAACCAGUGAAGGAAGAAUCCGAGGACUUCAAACCAAACAUCCUUGAGCUGGAGCCUGUAUGCCUGCGGGAGUGUAGCGUGGUGCUGGAGAGAAUCUGCAUGAGAGAGCAAGGCGCUGGAGAGGAAGGCUCUCCCAACAGCACGCAAGGAGGUGGAAAGGAAGACGGACGAUCACAUUCAGAAUGCAGUCUAGCAGGUUCCAGUUCAGCAGCUAAAGCGAGGGCGGGCGGUGGAGAAUAUCCUGACUGUGGGAAAGGUUUCACCCAGUUAGGACAUUUAAAAAAAACACAGAGAAUUCACAGAGGAGAGAAACCGCAUCACUGCUCUGACUGUGGGAAGAGUUUCAAUCAGUUAAACAGCCUUGUUUCACACCAGCGAAUUCACACAGGAGAGAGACCGUUUUGCUGCAGUGACUGUGGGAAGUGUUUCAGUCAUUCAAGCAACCUGAAAAAACACCAGCGAAUUCACACAGGAGAGAAACAGUAUUGCUGCUCUCACUGUGGGAAGAGUUUCAGUCGGUCAGACAGCCUUGUUUCACACCAGCAAAUUCACAAAGGAGAGAAACCGUAUUGCUGCUCUGACUGUGGGAAGAGUUUCAGUCAGGCGGGAAACCUGAAAACACACCAGCGAAUUCACACAGGAGAGAAACCGUAUCACUGUUCUUUUUGUGGGAAGUGUUUCAGUCGGUCGCACAGCCUUGUUUCACAUCAGCAAAUUCACACAGGAGAGAAACCGUAUUGCUGCUCUGACUGUGGAAAGAGUUUCCGUCAGUCAGGAGACCUGAAAACACACCAGCGAACUCACACAGGAGAGAAACCGUAUAUCUGCUCUGACUGUGGGAAGAGUUUCAGUAACUGGGAAAACAUGAAAAAACACCAAAGAAUUCACACAGGAGAGAAACCAUAUUGCUGCUCUGAUUGUGGGAAGAGUUUCAGUCAGACGGUAUACCUGAAAGCACACCAGCGAACUCACACAGGAGAGAAACCGUAUCGCUGCUCUGACUGUGGGAAGUGUUUCAUUCGGUCACACCACCUGAAAGCACACCAGCAAACUCACACAGGAGAGAAACCGUAUUGCUGUUCUCAUUGUGGGAAGAGUUUCAGUCGGUCAGAGAGCCUUGUUUCACACCAGCGAAUUCACACAGGAGAGAAACCGUAUCACUGCUCUGUCUGUGGGAAGAGUUUCAGUAUUUCAGGAGACCUAAAAAAACACCAGCGAAUUCACACAGGAGAGAAACCGUAUUGCUGCUCUGACUGUGGGAAGAGUUUCAAUCAGUCAAACAGCCUUAUUUCACACCAGCGCAUUCACACAGGAGAGAAACCGUAUCACUGCUCUGUCUGUGGGAAGAGUUUCCGCGUUAAACAAAGCCUUCAAAACCACCAGCGAGUUCACAAAGGAGAGGAACCUUAAAGACUAUGUUCUAGGGACGUGGUUUUGGUACAUUUUUAUGAACGUUUAAACAUGCAGUGUCAACGUUUAAACAUUUAAACCACGUCUACACACACACACUCUUUAUAUUGCAUUCUGAUGUAUACUGACAGCCCUGGCUAGUAUUUUCCAAGCAAAGAACCCCUGAAUAAGAAAAUAACGUUUUAACAUCACAAAGACUUUACUACAAAGUGAAAAAAAAAAAAAACGUACACACCGAAGUAUAUAUUGAAAUCUUUCAAUUUGAAUGUUCUCUUCAAUCAAACAAUGGUUGUAAUUGAAGUUGUCAGUGGAGAUGGAACUAUAAAAUAGAAAGUGACCUGUGCUUACACUGGGAAAAAAAGAGUCACCAGGAAAAAAUAAUAGCACAGGAUUUUGGAAUUGUAGAGAGUACUGUGACUGAUAUUAAAAGGUCUGCCUCCCAGCUUUUUAAAGGCUGUAGUCUUUGAUAGUAGGGUUUGCCUUUUAGAGAAAUAUAUUGCUUGAGUACUUCCAGAGCAUUACAAUUUCAGAGUACUCGAAUCUACCGCUGCUUGAAGACAAAACGCUUCCUUUUUAUAAUAUGCAGCCUUACUCUGGUACCACAGCAGUUGGAUACACAACGCAUAUGAUGAUAAAUGAGACGCGGACACGUCACAAGGGGCUUCUCUGCUGUCAGUUUAACUCAGGCUGUCAAUGCAGUCAGUGCCUGGGAUCAGGAAUAUGCAGAAAGGAAACUAUUCUGCACCUCAUCUGAUGGACGAGUCUGGAGAAAUUGAUAGCUUUGUGUGGGAAAUGAGUUUCAUUUAAUGCCAUCACGAUUCUAAAACUAAUAAAAAAUGAUAGUGUCCCAUGGCUGUAUUAUGACAUGAAUGGCUGAAUACUGCGUGACGUGUAGCUUUGCAAUGUGCAUUGUCCAUGCUUGUAUUUGUGCUGCUCUUGUAAACUGCCCUGAGUAAUAGCAGUGUAGCAAGCAUGUGUACGGAUCUUAGGUACAGAAAGUCAAAUUGUGUAAUCUGAGUUCUAAUGAGACUUGACUGUUCAAUUAAACCUUGUGUGAGCUGAUUGAAUGAUUUGAUUAAUAUACAACAGGGCGACUUACAAUUGUUGCAAGAUAUCACAUUAUUUUUACAUACAAUUACAUUAUUUUUUACACAUUAUUUUUACAUACAAUUACCCAUUUAUACAGCUGGGUUUUUACUGGAGCAAUCUAGGUAAAGUACCUUGCUCAAGGGUUCAGCAGCAGU